AUGGCCUACAUUGAAGACAUCUUCGCUUGCAAGAAGAUCCCCAUUGUGGUUGGAGGGACCAACUAUUACAUUGAGUCCCUGCUCUGGAAGAUUCUGAUUGACACCAAGGUAUCUGUGGCUUCUUCUGCUAGCCCUGAGUUCAGGGGUUGAUGCCACACUCAGCAACAGCAGCAGGGGCUUUUUCAAUAAGAUGAGGGGUGUCUGAUAGUACGGAUGGAAGUGUGCUCAGUAAAAUUAUCACUUUAUAGAAGGGUUUCUGGUCCACUCUUGGCCUCGCUGAGCAGCACAUUUGGGACGAGAGAGAGGAUUUUCACCAAGUGUCCUUUGGCUCUCAGAUAUUUGGCUUACUUGCUUGAGCCAUUUAUUCCACAAGCACCUUCUUGCAGGGCAUUCUGUCAGCAGCAUGCUGUGGCCUCUUGAUAGGAGUUUUGACCCUUUCAGUUUUACUUUCGUAACAUGCCCCCAGGUCCUAUAAAAUCUGCAGUAACAGAAUUAUUUGCAAAAUCUCUCCAUUUUCAUGCAGAAUUUUGUGACUGCAGAAUAUCAAAAUACUGAUACUGCAGUUUAUUCUCCUCCAAUGCAAGUUUUACCCCAGAUUCUCCUAUCUUAAAGAAGUGCUUUGUUCAUUUGCUUUUGAGCCAAUCAAAUGUUCAUUAUUCAUUCAGCUGUUCAUAAUACUUUCUGAUUGCUGAUGUUAAGCUCCUUUGUGAGCCUGUUGCUCAACUUGUGCCUGUUGUCACAAGAAGAGGGUGCAAGCUUCCAAGUCGCAUAGACAUUUUUGACAGCGCCAUGUAUUUAGAGAGAUUUGCAAGGCCAUGAGUGGUAUUCAGUUAAGUCCUACUCAGAGCAGACCCAUUGGGGAAGGGCCAUAGCUCAGUGGUAGAGAGUCUGCCUUGCAAGCAGAAGGUCCCAGGUUCAAUCCUGGGCACCUCCAGUAGGGUUGGGAGAGAGUCCUGCCUGAAAUCCUGGAGAACCAUUGCCAGUCAGGGUAGUCGGUACUGAGCUAGAUGGACUAAAGGUCUGACUCAGUAUAAGGCAGCAUCUUAUGUUCCCAAUGAAAUUCAUGUUGGGUGCAGCUCAGCUUGCAGAAAGGUGUUUGCAUGGUAUUUAAACAGAUAGCGCAUGAGACCUCCAGAUUCCCAGACUAUCCCUGUACCUUUAACCUCUGUGUUGACCUCUUUGUCCUUUAAAGUUUAGACUGAUAAUCUUAGGUUGCAUCCUGUUUAUAACUUCCUCCUCCUGCUCACACUUCCUCUGGACCUUGAGGCAUGAGGUCAUCUUGGAUGUAUUUUCUGAGAACAAAGGAGCAAGUAGGGCUUAUUUGUUUCUCCCUAGUUAGUUAGGAAAGAAUUCUAUAGUACUUCCUUGAAUAAACUAAACAUUCUUUUUUCAUACCAAGUCUCCUCCUGAAUGCCUUUCAGUUAUAAAGGUGUGCUCCAAGUAAGGAUUCAUUUCACUCAAGUUAACUUCAGCUAUUGCAUACCAACUCUAUAUGCUAACAAUCAGCUUUUGUUAGUCGUGUCCGUUAACUUCACUGGGUCAGUCCUGAGUAGGACCAGUGCUUUUUUUCUGGGGGGACUCAGGGGUAUGCAUACCCCUAAACAUUUUGUGAAUCUAAGUUUGGUCUCAUUGAGGGGCAGUAUUUCAGUAUGAGUAGGAAAAUGAGAGUGGGGACGCAGGUGGCACUGUGGGUUAAACCUAGGACUUGCCGAUCAGAAGGUCGGCGGUUCGAAUCCCCGCGACGGGGUGAGCUCCCGUUGCUCGGUCCCUGCUCCUGCCAACCUAGCAGUUCGAAAGCACGUCAAAGUGCAAGCAGAUAAAUAGGUACCUCUCCGGCGGGAAGGUAAACGCCAUUUCCGUGCGUUGUUCUGCUUUGCCAGAAGCGGCUUAGUCAUGAUGCUGGCCACAUGACCCGGAAGCUGUACACCGGCUCUCUCGGCCAAUAAAGCAAGAUGAGCGCCGCAACCCCAGAGUCGGCCACGACUGGACCUAAUGGUCAGGGGUCCCUUUACCUUUUUUUAGGAAAAUGAGAAUACCCCUAAACAUAUUUUUUUAGGGGGGGAAAGCACAGUAGGAGCAAACUUGGAAACCAUCCCAUGCUGGUGAAUUUCUCUCACCGCUGCAACUGGCUCUGGGGCUCCUUUUGCCCAGCCAUUGGCCCUUCAGCAGGACAGCCUGCUGAUUCCUGAGGUGGGCGUAAGGAAGGGCCCUUUCCUUUUGGGUCAGCUGCCCCCUCCUGGCCCCCCUUGCCAAGAGUGGGAGGGCACCCCCUUGCAAGCUGCAGGUUACCUGGUUCUAUAGUGAUGUUCAGAAGCUUUGGUGAACAUGGUUUAUAAUCUUUUUUUUAUUAUUAUUUCCUUUUAUUGAAUUUCACUUAUAUGGUUUAUAAUCUUGCAGGAGGUUGCCAGGAGUUCAGGCUCCGCAGAGGGGACUAUGGAUCGGAAAAUGGAGCUGGAGAAACUGGAUGGCGAAGAGCUCCAUCGCCGACUGAGCCAGGUGGACCCCAGAAUGGCAGCCAAACUGCACCCCCAUGAUAAGCGCAAGAUGGCCAGGUCUGUUUCUCCAGCUGGUAGCCACAGUUGCCAGGUAGACUUUGUUACCCCCUUCACCUGGUCACCUGUGGUCAGUGCAAAAGGGUGACUAACGGGCAGCUUUCUGUAAGAAUAUAGCACCAGGAAAGGCCUGCUGGUUGAUACCCAAAGGCCCGUUUCGUAUUCUGUUCCCCAAACUGGACAGUCAAAGGCCUCUGGGAAGCCCUUGCCCUCCACGGAUGCUUUCCCCCAGCUUCUCUUAUUCCCAGGUACACUGCCUCUGAGCGUGGAGGCUCUGUUUCCUUGUUGCUAUUAAUAGCCAUUUUAAUCACGUAUCUUAUUCACCACGCCAUGCAAGCCCGCAGCAAUUAUAUGCUUUAUGUUAAUCCCUUGGUGUCUGCAAAAAAAACAGAGAGUUGCACACUCUGCCUUACAUGUCUCCUCUCCUUUACAGGCUCUGGGGUUGAGCCUAAGUGGGAAUCCCAGCUCCGCUCUCCCUGCCUGCACAGCCGUGACCACAAAGCCAGCUGUGGGGUUCUGCACUCUUCCUGCCUGGCCUAGAGCGAAUGCUCUUUCUUUUUUUACAGUCAGUUCUUCCUUCCCCGGUUGCAGAGCCUCCUCCCUCCAGGGCUUCAAGCAGGCUGCCCUGGAGGUGAACUGCUUCCCCUCCCCUCCUGCCUUUUUGUUUCAUGCACUGCAAGGCAGCCGCUGCACACACACACACACACCCCCUUCCCGCGCCCCCCUGCCAGCUGCUCUGCUCCUCUGCUGGUGUUGGCUGAUGCUUUUCAGUUCAGCAAGAGAGAAAGCCACCUUUCCGGCUGGACUGCGUGCCGCAGCUCUGUGGGAAAUGGGGCAGCGACGAGCCUCAGCUUGCCGCCUUAGCCGGACCUGCCCUGCCAUGCCCUGCCUGGGAGCCAGGCAGAGAGACACCCACCCCGUUCACAUGGAUCAGGGGUGUGUCUGGGAUGGGGCUGAGCCAGAGCCGUCCUGCAUAGCCCCGGGACUUCUUGGCUGGCUGGCUGGUUGCUGGGGAUGAUUUUCUCCUGAGAAAUUGGGAGAGUGGGGUGGAGCCGCCUUCCUCUUGCCUUACAAACUGAGCACAGAAUCAAGGACUGGGGCUGUUUUAUGCAUGAGGCCAGAGUGACUUCUUUGUUCCCAGUUCCUUUUUUAUUACAACAGCCUGAGUAAGGAACGGAAGUUUACAUGCAUAUCCCAAAUGAGCCUUGAGCUACCCUACGUUAGGGCCAGGCCACCCCCUGGAGACUGUCCCCUGUGAGAUGCCAGAGCACGCACUCUCUCUGUCUUGUGCAAUAGGCCACACUUUAGGAUCAGGGAACGUGGGGAAGACGUUGCACCCUGUGCUCACCCCAAACGUCACACACCCACAACACCCACCAUCAGGAGGCUGUGCAGCCUGUCUUGUGAGCCGCCCUGAGAUCUUCAGAUGAAGGACAGUAUGUUAAUUUAAUUAUAAUUAUUAUUAAAGGCAAGAUGCUUCACUCGUCUUUGUGUCUGGGCCCAGCACUUAGCUUUUUGCCCAGCUGAGAACUAGGAGCUAAUAUCAACGUCGACACAAACACUGGGAAUUUCACCGUAGCCAUUAAAGGCAUCUCUGGUGACUUCACAAAAACUGGCUGGCUGUUCUGCUCCCUGCGUUGGGGGUGGGGGGAGGCAGCAGCAUCCGGCUGAUUGAGAUAUCAUGUUACUGGCCUGCUGGCCUCUGGCAGCAGUUUUUGUGUGGGCUCCUAGGGGCUUGUGUCACGUUGGACUGCCUUCCUUGGCGGUCUUGCUGUUCAUGGUAGUACCUGUUUUUUUAUGUGAGUCCUGUUGCAUGAACACUUGUCCACCAAGCUGCCUUCAGGGGUAGCAGUGUUCUCCAUUGCUACAGCUCCAAAAAGCCACCCCCCCUGACUUGUGUACCGUGCUGCCUGUCUGAGAGGAAGGCAGACGUGUGAGCCCAGGAGGAGAAUGGAGCUGAGCUGCUCCUCAGCUGAAAGGUGCUGCCUGCCCUUCUCCAGCAAAGGAGUUUGCAUCGUAGAGAGAAGCUGUAUGCAUCCUAGGUGCCUUGUGGAUUCCUGGGGCUCACAGUGGCCUGCUCAGCUAGCUUCCUUCUUCCCAGCGGUUGAGCACUUGAUGCCCUCCAGAUGUGGCUGGACUUCAGCUCCUGUCAUCCCUGGCUAGCAUGGUCGCUGGUCAGAGCAGAUGGAAGCUGCAUGCCAGCAACAUCUGCAAGGGCCUCAGGGUUCCCCCCUGGGCAUCCACAUUAAGCCAUCAGUUGGAGAAUUUGUGCCCCCCCAGCUGUUGCUGCCUGCAGUUCCCAUCAUCCCUGUUCAGUGGUCAUGCUGGUUGGGGCUGAUGGGAGUUGGAGUCCCACAACCCGCAAAGGCCUGCAGGUUUCCCUUCCUAGCAAUUGUCAGGAUUGGCUGUGGCCAACAGGAAAGGAAUGCUCUAAAGAUAGAUUUUUGCAUGUUCAAAAGCAUCUCACUUGUGCCAGAGGGAUGGGGGGGGGAAUCUCUGCCUCAUGGUGGUCCUGUCUAAGGCAGCCAUGCCUGUCCCCCACCGGGCAUGAAGCUUGAGGGAGGGAGACCAAAUGCUCUUCUGCCCACUCAACCUGCCUGCCUGUCUUUCUUGCCUGCAGGAGUUUGCAAGUGUUUGAAAAAACGGGCAUCCCCCACAGCGAGCUACUGCAGCAGCAGCAGCAGGAAGAAGGGGGAGGGCCGCUGAGCGGCCCCCUGAAGUACCCCAACCCUUGCAUCCUCUGGCUACAUGCAGAGCAGGCAGGUAAAAAAGAGGGAGGGACUAAAGGCCACAGCCCUUUGACUGAGUAUUUCUUCCUGCUUUGCCUACACCUGUCCUCCACCCCCUGGGCAGUGGUGAAAAUGUUGCUUUUCUGAUCCUUUCACAAGGCCCACUUAAUCUGCAUGCAAAAUGUGAAUAUUCCAGGCUUUUGCAUAGUAUGCUUUUUUAAAAAAUUACCUGGUCCACUUCAGGGGUUGGAGAGGUGAGCCACUUCCCCAGCCCCUAGUAAAUUCCAAACCAACCAGAUUAUUCCAGAGAAUGAAUGGAGGAAAUAGCAAUGCUGCUUCCCUCUCACCCUCUGAGAUCAGGUGGAUGAUGUGGCUUGGUGCCAGGUGUGACCUGAUUUUGCCCGUGGCAUCCAGAGCGAGAUUUCCCAACCUGUUCCAUGGGGUGGGGCAUGCCUUUGCGUGGCUGCAUCCUUAACCUUCUGGGUGCUCAUCAGUUUUAGAAGAACGGCUGGACCAGCGGGUGGAUGCGAUGCUGGAGGCUGGGCUGCUGGGAGAGCUGCGGAACUUCCACCAGCGAUAUAACCAGGAGAGGGUAGAUGAGAACAGGUGAGUUUCUUCCCAUCUCCCCCCACAGCCCGCCUUGCCACUUCCUGUCCUGGCAUUCAUCCACCCAGGAUGGGGAUAGAGAUCAGAGGCUGGGACUCUGUGUGGUUGCAGGUUGCCGGGGGGAGGGGGGAGUGGCAGAGAGCACCAAGCACCCAUGCAGCGGGGUUUUUCUUCUGAAGUGCUGCGACUUGAUCUGAAAUGCACCCUGUGCAUGGCUCAUAAUGGCUGGAACGGGUGUGCCUGUCGCCUGACGGACUGGCCAGCCUGGCUCUCACCCCCCAGUGCACAGAGGGGCUUGUGGUGUUUUGCAGAUGGAGAACAGGCUGACCUGCCUGCUUUCCCCCCUUCUUCUGCCUCAGCCAGGAUUAUCAGCACGGCAUUUUCCAGUCCAUCGGCUUCAAGGAAUUCCACCAGUUCCUGAUUGCAGAGGGCAAGUGUUCAGAGGAGAUGAGCCAGCAGCUCCUGAACCAAGGUGGGCUGGCAGGAAAGGGGCUGCUCUUGCUGCAGGGAAGGGAUGGGCAAUGUUUUUCAACAUUUGGCCAGCGAGUUUUGAGUUUUACGGCCAUACAUUUUGGAUUUAUGUAUUGCGGAUGGAACAAACGUUCUGCUGCUUUUGAAAACCCUACUUUGCAUUUUUAGGGAACUGUUUUAUACCAGGUCAGACCCUUGGCCCAUCUAGGUCAGUGUAGCUAACACAGAGAAAAUAUCAGAGAAGAAUAAUUGGACCUCUAGAAAAGAAUUCCCAGCACCUGUGUGGCAUGGGCAAGAUUCUUUGAGGGAAGUGGCUGGCAGCUGGGCUGGUUUGAAUUUGCAGUGUAAAUGCUGCCUUGCAGUUUCAGACACUUUGCAGGAGGGUGGUUCUUUUGGUGUUUUCUCCUCCCCGGUCUUGCUGAGAAGGAUCUGUCCUUUGCCCCCUUGGGGCAUCAGUUCUUGCAAUAUGUGAGCACGUCCCCUUUCCCAGGCUUGCUCCCUGCCCAGGGUCCUUGUCCUCUGUGACCUCUCCUCCGUUUAUGAUUUUAGGAAUCCAGGCCCUGAAGAUAGUGACCAAAAGGUAUGCCCGGAAGCAGAACAAAUGGGUCCGGAACCGCUUCCUGAGACGUAAGUCCUUCUUUCCUGCCUCCAUUCUCUCCCGCCAUUUUGCUCUCUGCUGUCCUCCCCUCCCUCCAUUUCCUGUUUCUGCCUCCUUGAAGUCUUUGCAUUUCUCCCUCUUCUUUUGGCUCUUCAUUGGGACCAGUGCUCACCAGGAUUCCUCUGCCCUCGCCUCAAAAACUGCCAGUGCUCAGUUUUGUGAAAAUCUGCUGUUCCUUUGAGCAUGUGCAGAGUGCCUUCUCCUCAAAGUGACACAGCCCUCACCCACAACCUACUCAAGAGGGUGUGCUUUCCUUUCUGAUUCCAGCCCUGCCUUUGAUCUGAUCCACUUCCUUUUCUCUCCCUAUGCAGGCUGGGCCUGAGGCCAUACCUAGGCCUGUGAAUUGUAAGCAGAGUAUGAAUUGUGAAGCAACUUGUUCCAUGUCAGUCACUGGCCAGGCAGAGAGAGAGAAAUGUGUUGGGACCCUACGCAGACACACCCCGCCACCCACACACUGUGGCCCCCCCCAUUGAAUCAUCCUGGAGUGAAAGACGGGGUGGGCGGGGGGAGAGACAGCUGCCCUUCCCAAUCCGAUUGGCUCCUUCCUGGCUAGCUGCACAGCCUCCUCUGGCUGGGAGCCAACCGGACUUCCCUCCCUUUGCUCCAGGCUUGGAGGAGAGCCAAGAUUGACAGCUGGGAGCCGAGCACUUGUUGAAAGGUCCUUGGGAGGUUUGCGAGGCAGGGUGAGGGGGGCAGGGGUGGGGAGGAGCCCUCAAGAAACCCAAGAAGGGAGGAGGAACAAGAAGAGGCUUUGGGUCGAUGGCCCAGUCUUUUCCCGACACAGGUGCAGCGCAGCCCGCGCUCCCUCUCCAGCCAAAAAGCCGACAGGUGCUCCCUGGGCUGGUGGUUUUUGUGGUCAGGGCAUUAAGAGGCAUCACCUGCUUAGGUUUUGGCACUUAGGAAGCCUUUUGUCUCAUCUGGUGCCACUGAGCUUGCCCAGCCAGCUGGCAGUUGGACCUCAGAAGGGCAGGAGCUGGAGGGGGGAAACCAGGAGGAGUUUUUGGCUGGAGGCAUCCUGCAGGAGGUGGAGGUAGGAAGUGGGGUGGGCUGCCACACCCCUGGAUUUCUCAGGUGGGGAUUUGAGGCUGCAGGCCGCCUGGUACGAAUUUGAUGCAGGAUUUGGAAUGCCUACAGCAGAAGUUGUUUUGAAAAGAACACGUUUCUAGACAGCGGCGUAGCGUGGGUUGUCAGCACCCGGGGCAAGGCAAGUAAUUUGCGCCCCCUAACCCCUAACCUGCCGCCGCUGCCAGCUUCUUCUUGCUGCUGCCUGGGCUGGUCUGGUGUGGUUCUCUCCCGCGCUCAGCGCUGCGCUGGGCGGCCGCUGCACUGUCCCUCCCCCAGAUAGUCCCUCGCUCUCUCUCCACACCGCAUGCCUGGCACCCACCCCCUCCACAGUGGGCGGCCACCCAGCGGCUCGGAUCGGAUUCGCACAGCCAGCACUGCAGUGAGAGAGAGUGAGUGAGCCAGGUAGGGGCAGAGAGCUGCGAGUGCGAGCGCGGCCCCCCCUGCACCCCCCAUGCUAUGCCACUGUUUCUAGAUCUCAUGGAAGAAGGCACAAUGGAUUGCACCUUGCUUUAAAUUGGGGUGCUGGGGGAUCCUUUUCUUUUCUGGGCAACAUUCCAAGGGCCAGACUUCGGUGGUGGGUGGGGCCUUUGGUACCCAUGUGGUGGUUUCCCCCUUUCCAAAAGAUGCUUGACCACGCUCCUUUCCUUGAGCUUAUGAAUGUCCCUUAAAGGAAUAAUGUGAAGUUGUCCUCUCUGUUGCUCAGCCUUCUGCUUUUAUGCCGGGUGGGGUGGGAGCAAAUGGUCCUCUGCCAGACUGGCAAAUGGGAUGGGCAGGCUGCUGAUCCUCACUGCUGCCUUCUCUCCCCCACCCCCCCAUUUCUUACCUUGGUCUCUCUAGGGCCCGGCCCAAACGUGCCCCCUGUUUAUGGCUUGGAAGUCUCGGAUCUCUCUCAGUGGGAGGAGAAAGUGCUGGAACCUGCCGUGCAGAUCGUGGAGAGCUUUGUCCAGGUACCUGGCAGGCAGGGGAGCUAGAAACAGCAUUUAAAAAUGUGGAGGACCCUUUUUCAAAUCAACAGAGACUCAAUGCUGGCAAAGUGGAAGCCACCUUUAUACUGAGUCAGCUCCCUGGUUUCUGUAGCCUAGUCUUGUCUGCUCUGACUGGCAGUUGCACUCUAAGGCCAGAGGACGAGAGAGAUGCCUUUUUGCAGGACCUUGCCUGACCCAAACUCUGGGGAAGCCGUCUCUUAAGAGUGGGGCUUGGAGCUCUGUGGAGAACCCCCAUCAUGCAGCUGAGGAGGACCUGCAGGAACCCACAGAAGCCUCAAGGCAGCCAGAGGUGCCUCAUCUCACGAUUAUGGAUCAGUUUACAUGGCAGGGGGUUGGGCUAGAUGACCUGUUGGGUGCCUUGCAAAUCUACAAUUCUGAGUUACAGUGAACUGCAGCUGCCAUUUCAGUGCCCAUUUGCCCACUUUGGAGAGAGCCUUUGGGAUUUCUUUGCAAUCUGUUUUUUUGCCUCCUGAAUCAUUUGGUGUCAUCCACAGACGUGGCCACCUCACAGCUCACCCCUAACUCUAUAGAUCAUUAAUGAAGAAAUGAAAGAGCCCAGGCCCCCUUGGAGGGACCUCCCCUCUCCUACCUCUUUGAGAACUGCCCAUUUAUUCUUAUUCUCUGCUACCUGUGUUUUAACCAUGGACAGAUCCAGUAAAGGGCCUGUUCUCUUACCUCAUGCAAACUGCUAAGUUUUCUCAGGAGCCUUUGCUGAGGUGCUUUUCCUUUUGUCCAUGGAGGGGGCUGCAUGUGCUGAUGUGGGCAGACCCAAGUGCUCUCCCCUCUGAAUGUCCCCUUGCUGCUGCUGAAAACCUUAUUUCUGCUAAGCAAAGAAAGAAAAUAGCUAGCUGCUGACAUUCUGUCUGGCUUCCUCCUUCACCUAUACAGUAUGGACUUUUCCAGGCUGAGAACCGGCAGCUGGCAGAUGCAUCCUAGAUGAGCUCUGAUUGUAUUUUUUUUAAUCACCCCCAAGUGUUCUGCAGAGAUUUGACCCUUUUGACCUUCCGUUUCAACUUCCUUUUUACCAGUUCUCUCAUUUUCAAGAGGUUUCCUCUUUUGUGACUGUGGCAAUCGUCCACUUCCACUUUAUGCUGACUUUGGUAGCGCUCUGGCUACUGUGUCCAUUCAGUUCAACAGCAUGUCUCGCACAAGGUCCCGGGUGCUGGGUUCAAUUCCUAGUGGCACUUCUAGAGACCCCUGUCUGAAAUCCUCAAGAGUGACUGCCAGUCUAGACGAUUUUGAGCUGGUUGACCAAUGGUCUGCAUAAGGCAGUUUAUUAUGUGACUUAAAACAUGCAUUUGCCCAUUUUAUAUGAGGGUACAUAAAUUUGCAAAUAAAUUGAAAGCAGUUGUCCAGGGGUUGUCACACCUUAAUGUGACCAAGGAAUACCAUUCAGGCUGGGGCUGCAGGGAGGCAGUGCAGAUAGCAGACAGCUUCUGGCUCCAUUCUGUUCUAUGGGGAAAAUAAACAGGCUACAGGCAAAAGAUAGGAUUACCAGGGGCAGGCAUCACCUCUUGGCCCUGGGUUACCCACAGGGACUCCACAGGGCAUGUGUGCAAUGUAGCCUUCACCAAGCUGGUGGCCUCGGGAUGUUUUCCACUGCAGCUUUCAUCAGCCCCAGACAGCGCUGGAAGUUGUAGUCUGAAACAUCUGGAAGGCACCAGGUUGACAAAGGAAACCUGUGGCAUCUUGAUUUCCUUCAGGGGUUCCUCUCUCUCUCUCUCCACACAUAUCCAGCCUGGUAUUUUGCUAAAGAAAAGAGUGAGGCCUCUUGAGCUCCUGCAGAGUCCAGUUUAGUUCAAAUGUAAUGAGUGCCAUUGACCAUCUCUUCCCAUAUCUGGGAUUGAGUUGUGGGGAAGCUUCACAGGGUGAGAAGAGGCCUGGCUUGCUUAAGUUCUAAGGCCAGGGGCCCGCUUGCCUUUUAAGGAAGGGAGGGGCAGCCCCUCUGUCACCCUCUUCUUUUGCUGGACCAUUCUUCUAAGCCAGUGGUUCCCAAAGUAGAUGGCACCACCUCCUGGGGGGUUGUGGGAUUCCCUAGACAGGGUGCUAAGAGGCAAGGGGUGUAAAUGACUAUUAGGCUUUGAAAAGCUGGUAUCACGGGACCAAGUCCAUUAAUUCUGUUAAAUUAAUUAAACUAAAUGCUUUUGAUUCGGUUUUGAACAAAUGCACCAUUAAAUGGUUCCUGUUUUGUAUUUUACCGUGUGGUUUCCUUCCUUUAGUGGGUCAUACUAACCACUAUUCUGAGCAAUGCUUUUUAAAGGGCAGGGUAGGGGGCAGCUGGGGAUGAGUCUGAGGGGACGGUUGGCAACCACUGGUCCAAAAUGUCAUUUCCUCGCAAGGGGCGGCAGCCACCAGCCGAGCCCAUCACAAUGGCAGACGAGGCAGGGGAAGCCCAGGAGGGCAAGCGGAGGCGGCACAUCUGUGAGCUGUGCAGCAGAGUCAUCAUCGGGGACAGAGAGUGGAAAGGUGAAGGAUUGCGCUUGCAGGAGGUUUUGGGUGGGGGGAGGGGGAAAUCAUGGCCGGGGGAUGGGGUGGGAAUGGGAAGGGAGCAAAAGGAACAAAGCUCUCCCAGUUCCCUGGAACAAAGCCCUGCUCCCCGUCCCCCGCCCCCCAAAUUUCCUCAACCUCUUCCUGCCUGCCGGAGUGAUCAGCUCCUGGAGGGCUGUUUACAGCAUUCUUAUAAAAGGAGCCACUUUACAAGGGGGUGGGGAGAAUCAUAAACCCUUCCAGGAGCCGCCAUCUGUCAUUUUAUCCUCCUCUCCCAUCUCCCCCUCGCCCCCCAAACUUUCCACUACUGUAGCUGUAAAAGCAGUUGCCUCCUUGGCCAAAGGGAUCUUGAACCCAGCAAUCGCAUGCAAGGCAGGAGUGAUCAGCUUCUGUAUUAAAUGUGGGGUGCGGGGAGAGAAAUUAGCAUUUCUUCAGGGAGAAGCUACUUCCACCUGCUUAGAACAGCAGGAAGCUGGCCAUUGAAGGUGAAAGGGAUGCACUUGGAUUUUCUUGUCUGAGCUUGGCCUUCUCCAGGCAUUUUGCACUACAUCAGCCUCAGCCAGCGGGGCUAUGUGAUGCUGGGGCUGAUGGGAGUGGUAGUCUAAAACAUCUGGAAGGCUGUCUGUAAUUCAGUCCUUUAUGAAUGCAGUGGGAGGAGUUGAAAGAUUUUUUUUAGUGCAGCCGAAACAAAGAAGCCAAAGGCUUGUUUUGAAGGUAACGUCUGAAAGAUUUAUUUUUAAAUGGGAGUCUGUUGUGGUUUGCACAUGCAUCCAACUGCCUUGGUAGUGAUAUGAUGGCAUCUAUCACUUCAAAUCAUGGUUCUCUUAAAGAAUCCUCUUUUUAGAAAGAUUUAAAUAUAUGUAUAUACACAAAUGCCUCCCUACAAGAAGAAAACUGGCUCAUGAGAUGAGAACUGGCUGUGUUAGAACAUUUCUACCUUUAUUUGCAGGGAUCAUUUCCAAAAGUGAAAACCAUCUGGAAAUGUCCUCCCCACCUGCUGUUUUACAAUUCCCUCUACCAGCCCAGGAGUCUACUACCUUAUUUCCAUGCGUGUUCAUAGGCCAGCCUAGAGCUGAUAAACCCCUGAGGCCAGGCAUAGGCAAACUCGGCCCUCCAGAUGUUUUGGGACUACAACUCCCAUCAUCCCUAGCUAACAGGACCAGUGGUCAGGGAUGAUGGGAAUUGUAGUCUCAAAACAUCUGGAGGGCUGAGUUUGCCUAUGCCUGCCUGAGGCAGUAGGUGGAAGUGGUGGAAUCCUGGCAUUUACCAUCUCAGAUUGCCAGAUUGAGUAUGCAAUGCUGUCCUUAAUGGCCCCUUGUGUUUACUAGAUGCUUAUUCCAUGAAGGAAUAUUACUUGGAACAUUUUUUUUAAAAAGGCAGCCUCUGCAGUCUGAAGUGACUUUCUCAAGAAUCACCUAACUCUUCAUGUGGAGAAUGCCAUUCUUGAACGCUGCCCCAUGUUAAAACAAAAACAAAAACUUUCCUGCAAGUAAAGACAGACUAGGACCCCAGGCCUCUUUGUUCUGUGCCAGUUUUCUUCUUGCAAGGAGUUUUGUGUUUUUGUGUGUGUAUGUUUUAGGUUGGAGAGCAUUCAAAAAUACGAUUCCUGCAGUGGGACUGUUAGCUCAGGAUUCCUCUGUUAUCUCAGACCUACCUGUGGCAGAUGUGUAGACCAGGCCAAAAUCAUGAUUGACCUUUACUGGACAGUGCCCAGUAUAUCCACACGAUCAUAGAUUUAGAAUAGAAUUGAAAUACAGGAUGGAACUUCUGGUUAGCACUUUACUUGGAGGAUUUGGAUAAGAGACUCUCAGACCACACCGAUUUAUCUGUAGUUUCCACCCUGAAAGGUACAAAACACAUUCAGUGUGCGGAACAAAUGUGUGUUUAUAAUAAACAGUAUUGUAUUCUUAUUUUUGCAAUAUUAUAUAAAAGCAGCACUGUUCAUGGUUUUGUUUCCAAAAUGAUCUCCUGUUAACCUGUGUUGGCAGAGCACAUGAAAUCCAAAGGCCAUCGUUUUCACCAGAAGAAGCAGCAACAGCAGCGACACCCGACCUCAGAUCCCCUUUCCACAAAGCACCAUGAAGAAAGUGCCAUGACUGGUGGGAACGAGAGAGAGGAGGAGAAGGACGGGAGCGUGGAAGCCUGUGAAAUGUAG
Molecule: messenger RNA, 13709 nt
Organism: Podarcis lilfordi (Lilford's wall lizard)
Lineage: Eukaryota; Metazoa; Chordata; Lepidosauria; Squamata; Lacertidae
Source: the annotation of a GenBank genome assembly